Messenger RNA from Lethenteron reissneri (Far Eastern brook lamprey), 2597 nucleotides. It is a transcript of the gene THTPA, whose product is annotated as thiamine triphosphatase. The record is from RefSeq and is a predicted model, not a curated record. Gene Ontology annotation, biological process: dephosphorylation; thiamine diphosphate metabolic process. NCBI's taxonomy places the organism in Eukaryota, Metazoa, Chordata, Hyperoartia, Petromyzontiformes, Petromyzontidae. Gene Ontology annotation, molecular function: thiamine triphosphate phosphatase activity; magnesium ion binding.
UGAACGAUUUCGAUUCGAGUCCAUGUUCUACGAGGCCUGUGGUGAGCGCCCCCCCGCGAUGUCGCGUGUGGUGGAGGUGGAGCGGAAGUUCGUGCUGGGCGAGCACACGGAGGAGCUGCUGCUGGCCGCCGGCGGGCGCCUGCUGGCGGAGCGGCGCUUCCGCGACGUCUACCACGACGUGAUGGGUCACGACGUGGUGGACCGCGACGUGGACGGGAGCCUCGCGCUGGCCCUGGCCGACCUCUGGCUCCGCCGCAGGGACUCCGUCUGGCAGCUCAAAUACCCCGUGGGCGGGGCGGUGACCACGACCUCCUCCACUGCGGAGGACCGGCUGGUGCAGCGCUACGUGGAGACGGAGUGCGAGGCGGAGAUCGUGGAGAGGGUGGCGGCCGUGCUGGGUGUGGGCGCGGCGGUGGGCACCGUUGACGAGCUGGUGGAGAGGGCGCAGCUCAGGCCGUUUGCCGAGUUCGGCACGGAGCGGCGGCGCUACCUCCUACCUGCCCACGGCAUUGAAGGGGUGGAGGGGGUGGAGGAGGUGGAGGGGGAGGGAGUGGAGCGUCUGGGCUCCGUGUGCGUAGACCUGGACGUGAGCGACUUUGGCUACGCCGUGGGAGAGCUGGAGGUGGUGUGCCGGGAGGAGCGGUCGGUCCCACAGGCCGUGCUGGCCAUACAGGCCGUGGCCAGCCAACUCGAGUUGGUGAGCGGCACCAACCUGCUGAGCAAGCUGGCUGUCUUCCUGCGCGACCACCGCCCUGACCUCUACCGCCGACUCGUCGAUGCCCACGUCCUCGGCUGACCUCGGCUGGUGACCUCGGCUGGUGACCUCGGCUGGUGACCUCGGCUGGUGACCUUGGGUGACCUCGGCUGGCUGACCUGAGCUGGUGACCUUGGGUGACCUUUGCUGGUGACCUCGGCUGGUGACCUCAGCUGGUGACCUCAUCUGGUGACCUCACCUGGUGACCUUGGAAGAUGACCUUGGCUGACAAAGAUCCUCCGUGUAGCCUCCAGCAGGCUGUAGGGGCAAGUUAUACAGGUAGGAACAAUGUUCCACACUGCCCACCAGGGAUUUAUUGUCUGUCUGUCUGACUGUCUGUCUCUCGUGCAUAAAUGAAUAUAUAAUACACACAGCUCUUUGAUUGGUGGAAACCUUACAAACAGCUCUUUGAUUGGUGGAGACCUACUGCCGGGUACGGAGAGGGGAGGCGCCUAAGGGAGGAGGGUCAGGGGAGGGGCCUAAGGAAGGGGGGAGUCAGGAGAGGGGCCUGAGGGGGAGGGGAUCAGAGGAGGGGCCUAAGGGAGGGGGGGUCAGGGGAGGGGCCUAAGGAUAUGGGGGGUGGUCAGGGGAGGGGCCUAAGGGAAGGGGGGUCAGGGGAGGGGCCUAAGAAAGGGGGGUAAAGGGAGGGGCCGAUAGUUAAGGGGGCUGGCUACCUGGCUGGCUGCCAGCGUGGUGGAGAUGUUGUUCAGUGGGAGAGCGCACGCUUUGCAUGUGCGAGGCCCUGGGUUCAAUCCCCGGCAUCUCCAUGUCGGAAGCUUUUAUUUAAUUAUUUUUUCAAACAAAGUUUGAAUUCCAAAAUCAAUUGGCUGUGUCAAUGUCUCUGUAAUAGGGGUGCACAUGAACUCUCGUAAAUAUUACCCUAUAUGAACGAUACCUUCGGAUGAAUUUGUGUUGAUUUCAGGAACUUGCUAUUUGUAUAACCAGCGAUGCACACAGUGAUCAAAUGGUUUACUUUAACAUUUAGAGAUGAAAGCAAGUGCUUAAAAGUAUCCAGAACACUUUUAUUUCACCCCGUACCCAGGUGGAUCUGCGCCCCGGUAGAACCAGAAUGGAGAUGUAGCUCAGUGGUCGAGUGCACGCUUCGCAUGUGUGAGGCCCCAGGGUCAAUCCCCGGCAUCUCCAUGUUGGAUCUGGAAUCCAUGUUGGAAGUUUUUUAAAAAUGUAUGUUUCCAACAAAGGUUGAUUUUCAAAAUCAAUUGGCUGUGUCCAUGUCCCUGUUAUCGGGGUGCACAUGAACUCUCGUAAACACAUUCCUGCGGAGGGAGCUGGAAGGAACGUUGGUUUUCUCGGUCAAUGGCCAGUGUCAACGGCGGCGUGGUGUAUUUCGCAAAUAUGGCCAACUGUGAGGUUGGGCACAAGCCGGCGUGAGUCGGUUAAACGUUGAGUUUUAUUAAGGCACCACGGGGUGACCAGCCCUUCCCCACCCUCCCCCACCCAGCCCCUCCCCUCCCCACCCUCCCCUCUCCACCCAGCCCCACCCCUCCCAUUUUUGGAUUCACGACGGACGGACGGACACAAUAAUCCCCUGUGGGCUGGUGGAACCAGGUGCUUCCUACCAGUAUAACCCUAUAUGAACGAUACCUGAGGGUGAAUUUGGGUUGAUUUCAGGAACUUGCUAUUUGUAUAACUAGCGAUGCACACAGUGAUCAAAUGGUUUACUUCAAAUUUUGGAGAUGAAAAACAGUGCUUAAAAGUAUCCAAAAACUUUUUUAUUUCCGAAUUAAUAUUUCCAAUAAUAAAUAAAUCGGGAAAGCAUCACAGUAUCCAUCCACAUGUAUGCUUGUUAUUUCUAUUUCUUUCAAAUAAAUACAUUUUGCUUGGA